This is a messenger RNA of Colletotrichum spaethianum, 1974 nucleotides long. Its product is annotated as vacuolar protein sorting-associated protein 53. Gene Ontology annotation, molecular function: syntaxin binding. The record is from RefSeq and is a predicted model, not a curated record. The transcript is spliced from 2 exons. Gene Ontology annotation, cellular component: GARP complex. Lineage: Eukaryota; Fungi; Ascomycota; Sordariomycetes; Glomerellales; Glomerellaceae. The coding region runs from base 1 to 1974 and encodes 657 amino acids. Gene Ontology annotation, biological process: Golgi to vacuole transport; endocytic recycling; retrograde transport, endosome to Golgi.
AUGUGGCUUGAUCGGCUCGCAGCGCAGUCGAAUCCGUCUCCUUCCUCGUCGCAACCCAGCAGCCGACCCUACUCCCCUCUCCCACGACGAACAUCGAGCAGCCCAUAUGUCACCUCGCAACGACCUGGCCUCACACCGAGGGGGUCACAGCUCUCUCUUGUCUCCAACGAUUCGUCGAGCUCGCUCCUAGCCUCUCGCAGAGUCAAUGGCUCCGGCUUAAAGCAGUCCCAGACCACCUACGAUGGGCCAGAUUCGGUCGAGAUCUUAAGCCAGAUCCUGGACACAACAUCCAUUGCCGACUCCACCACGAAUAGCACAACGGGAACCAUCACCGAAAAAGACUUGGAGUUGGACUUCGACUUCGAUGGACUGGGUCUCCGAGAGCUUGCUAGUUCCGAUAAGGCUGAUGCGGACGAGGCGGAUGGCUACCGGCGGCAAACCGCAGAGGAAUCCCAAUUUGAGGACCUGCAUCGGUCUAUCGCGGCAUGCGACGGCGUCCUCAGUUCUGUGGAGACCAACCUCACCAGUUUCCGCAACGAUCUCGCCGCCGUCUCUGCAGACAUAGAGAGCCUACAAUCCCGCUCCACAGCGCUCAAUGUGCGGUUGGAGAACCGGAAGGCGGUCGAGAAGGCGUUCGGGCCAGUCGUCGAGGAACUGAGCGUCUCUCCCCACGUGGUAUCCAAGAUAUCUGAGGGGCAUAUCGACGACACCUGGGUGAAGAUGCUGGCAGAAGUAGACAAACGAGCUACGGCUUACAAGAAGAGCAUGGCAAGUCAGGGAGAAAGCAAGGCUUGGUCGGACCUUGGCCCGUUGUUGGAGAAACUCACAAUGAAAGCUGUCGAACGAAUACGGGACUUCAUAGUGGCUCAAAUCAAGGCCCUGCGGUCUCCUCACAUCAACGCUCAAAUCAUUCAACAACAGAACUUUUUGAAGUUUAAAGAGUUGUACGCCUUCUUGCACAAGCACCACUCUACGCUUGCAGAAGAGAUCAGCCGGGCAUACAUGAACACCAUGAGGUGGUAUUACGCAAAUCAGUUCGCGCGGUAUCAGAAAGCAUUGGAGAAGCUCAAGCUACACAUCAUCGAUAAGAACGACGUCCUUGGGCAUGACGAACCGACUCGGAGGGCCACGGUUCUGUCUGCCACGAAGCCUGCUGGGCCACCGCAUGAUGCCUUUAACUUGGGACGACGUAUCGACCUUUUGAAGACAAGCAACGCCGCUGCCCUCUCAUCUUACCUGGCCGAGGAAGACCAAACUACACAUUAUCUGGAGGUGCCUUUCAGGAACUUCAACCUAGCACUGAUAGACAACGCCACCGCGGAGUACACCUUCCUGGCCGCAUACUUCUCGCCGCCACUGUCAUUACAAGCAGUGUCGCGACAGUUCAAUUACAUAUUCGAACCAACCUUUGCGCUGGGCAAGACGUUGACCAAGACGCUUACCGCGGAGUCCUACGACGCGCUAGGCUUGUUGUUGUGCAUCCGCCUCAACCAGCAUCUGGCAUUCGAGUUGCAGAGGCGCAAAGUCCCCGCCGUCGACGGCUACAUCAACAUGACGACGAUGCUUCUGUGGCCAAGACUGCAGGUGGUUAUGGAUCACCACUGCGAGUCGGUGCGGCAGCUAACAAGCUCCUUGCCCACCAAGCCUAGGGCCGCAGACCAGAACAAGCUUUCGGCGGCGCCGCAUCUCGUCACACAGAGGUUCGGUCAGAUUCUGCAGGGUGUUUUGGCGCUCAGCACCGAGGCCGGGGAUGACGAGCCUGUGGUCACUAGCUUGCGCCGCCUGCGGUCCGAGGCGGAGGCCUUUUUGACACGCCUCAGCCAGUCGUUCAGCGAUAAGCGAAAGCGCGAACGGUUCCUCUACAACAACUACUCGCUGAUUUCGACCAUUAUCAGCGACGUUAGCGGGAAGCUGGCCGUGGAGCAACAGGAGCAUUUCGAGGGACUCAAGGCGGCAUUCCAAGAGGGCGCCUAA